AUAGCCCAACUGUGCAGAAUGCCCCACAAGAUUGGAUUUGUGGUUGUCAGUUCUUCUGGACACGAAGACGGCUUCAGUGCCAGGGAGCUAAUGAUCCACGCACCAACUGUUAGUGGCUGGAGGUCUCCCAGAUUUUGCCAGUUUCCACAAGAAAUUGUUCUUCAAAUGGUAGAGAGAUGUCGAAUAAGAAAACUGCAGUUGCUCGCUCACCAGUAUAUGAUUUCAAGUAAAAUUGAGUUCUACAUUAGUGAAAGCUUGCCUGAAUAUUUUGUGCCCUAUCAAGCAGAACGCUUUCGAAGACUCGGUUACGUCUCCCUGUGUGAUAACGCAAAAACUGGCUGCAAAGCCCGGGAGCUGAAAUCCGUGUAUGUGGAUGCAGUUGGGCAGUUUCUAAAACUGAUCUUUCACCAAAACCAUAUCAAUAAAUACAACAUCUAUAAUCAGGUUGCUCUGGUCGCGGUAAAUAUCAUUGGAGACCCUGCUGAUUUCUGUGAUGAAAGCAAUAUUACUUCUAGAGAGAAGCUGAUUGACCACUACCUGGGGCACAGUGCCGAUGACCCGGCUCUGGAUGGCACGUAUACUGGGAAACCUGACUACAUUUCUCCGCUAGAUGACCUAGCUUUUGACAUGUACCAAGAUCCUGAAGUCGCACAGAUUAUACGCAAGUUAGAUGAAAGGAAACGAGAUGCUGUCCAAAAGGAGCGUUAUGACUAUGCCAAGAAGCUGAAGCAGGCUAUUGCUGAUUUGCAAAAGGUCGGUGAGCGUCUCGGGAGGUACGAGGUGGAGAAACGUUGUGCUGUGGAGAAGGAAGACUAUGACCUCGCCAAGGAGAAGAAGCAGCAAAUGGAGCAGUAUCGAGCAAAGGUCUACCAGCAGCUGGAACUUCACAACCUGAUGGAUGCAGAGCUGAUGCGAAGACCCCUCGACUUGCCCCUGCAGCCCCUGGUUCACCCCAGCAGUCCUCGUCGUCAGAGCUCAAAGGCCCUGCUGCCCCAGAAGGAGGAGCACCUGACAGAAAAGCCAGCCUCAGAGCCUGUCCUGCAGGACCAGUCCUCACAGUCUCACGGCAUUCCUCCGCACGCUGCCGUGGACCCACUGCAGCCAGCCUCAGAGUCUCAUCCAAAGACCACCGUGGAGACAUUGCCCUACGAUGAACGGCCCCUCCCAGCCAUCCGCCGGCAGCAGGGGGACGCACUCACAGAGUAUGAAGUGAGCAAUGCUGAUGGCAUCGAGACGCAUAAAGGUGUUUUGUGGGAGCCAGAGCCCUUAACCGAGAAAGCCCUGAGAGAAGCCAGCUCCACCAUCGACGUGCUCGGGGAGACGCUGGUGGCUGGGGCCUAUUCCAAGACAUGGUCAUACCGAGAAGAUGCAUUGCUUGCACUGUAUAAAAAGCUGAUGGAGAUGCCCAUUGGGACACCGAAGGACGAUUUAAAGAACAUGCUAAGAGCUUCCAUCUUUCUCAUCAGAAGGGCCAUGAAAGACAUUGUGACCUCGGUCUUUCAGGCCUCUUUGAAACUGUUGAAGAUGGUGAUUACCCAGUAUAUCCCUAAGCAUAAACUGAGUAAAGUAGAGACAACCCACUGUGUGGAGAGAACCAUCCCCACCCUGCUCACCAGGACCGGGGACUCCUCCGCCCGCCUGCGCAUCAUCGCCUCCAGCUUCAUCCAGGAAAUGGCCUUAUUUAAGGAAGUGAAGUCACUCCAAAUCAUCCCAACUUACUUGGUGCAGCCGUUAAAAGCAAACUCCUCAACCCACCUGGCGAUGAGUCAGCUCGACCUGCUGGCUCGGCUGCUGAAGGACCUGGGCACAGAGGGCUCGGGCUUCACCUUGGAUAACGUCAUGAAGUUCUCAGUGAGCGCCCUGGAGCAUCGAGUGUACGAGGUGCGAGAGACUGCGGUCAGGAUCAUCUUGGACAUGUACAGACAGCACCGGGCUUUUGUUCUUGAGUACCUUCCCCCAGACGACAGCAGCACGCGCAAGAACCUUCUCUAUAAAACCAUCUUCGAAGGGUUUGCUAAAAUAGAUGGCAAGCCUACAGAAGCUGAAAUUAGGGCACAAAAAAAGGCAGCCACAGAAGAAGCAGAAAGACAGAAGAAAGAAGAAAUUAAAGCCCUCCAAGGACAGUUGGCAGCACUCAAAGAGGCUCAGGCGGAAGUCCAGGAAAAAGAAAGUGACAGUGACUCCACGAAGCCCAGGGAUGAGGAUACUCAGGGAAGGAAAGCCGACCCACCCAGUGCUCCAGAGAUCCCAGACAACCAUUACUUGGAUAAUUUAUGCAUUUUCUGUGGAGAAAGGAAUGAGUCUUUCACAGAGGAAGGUCUGGACCUGCAUUACUGGAAGCACUGUCUCAUGCUGACGAGAUGCGACUACUGCAAACAGGUGGUAGAGAUAGCCAGCCUGACAGAGCACCUGCUGACGGAAUGUGACAAGAAGGAUGGCUUUGGAAAGUGCUACCGCUGCAGCGAGGCGGUGCUCAAGGAGGAGCUGCCCCGCCACAUCAAGACCAAAGAGUGCAAUCCUGCCAAGUCAGAGAAACUGGCGAACAGGUGUCCUUUGUGCCAUGAGAACUUCUCACCUGGAGAAGAGGCCUGGAAGGGUCAUCUCAUGGGUCCCGCCGGCUGCACCAUGAACCUGCGGAAGACACACAUCCUGCACAGAGUGCAGGGGCUGCUGCCAGGUAAAACAAUGACUAGAACAGGCACCUCGGGUUUGAAGGCUGGCAGCAAGAUCCCCACGCUGAGGGGAGGCCUGAGUAAAGGCUCCAACAGGACGUACACAAAGCGGUGA
Messenger RNA from Elephantulus edwardii (Cape elephant shrew), 2787 nucleotides. It is a transcript of the gene CEP104, whose product is annotated as centrosomal protein 104kDa. NCBI's taxonomy places the organism in Eukaryota, Metazoa, Chordata, Mammalia, Macroscelidea, Macroscelididae. The transcript has 21 exons. Gene Ontology annotation, cellular component: cilium. The coding region runs from base 19 to 2787 and encodes 922 amino acids. The record is from RefSeq and is a predicted model, not a curated record.